Messenger RNA from Mauremys mutica (yellowpond turtle), 1800 nucleotides. It is a transcript of the gene SOX1, whose product is annotated as SRY-box transcription factor 1. The record is from RefSeq and is a predicted model, not a curated record. Gene Ontology annotation, biological process: anatomical structure morphogenesis; regulation of DNA-templated transcription; cell differentiation. Bases 655 to 1764 code for a protein of 369 amino acids. Lineage: Eukaryota; Metazoa; Chordata; Testudines; Geoemydidae. The transcript has a single exon. Gene Ontology annotation, molecular function: RNA polymerase II cis-regulatory region sequence-specific DNA binding; DNA-binding transcription factor activity, RNA polymerase II-specific.
GGUGUAUGGCUGCUGGACUCCUCUCUCUGUGUGUCUCUCGCCAGCUCCUCCUCUCCUGAUUCCUCCCGGGCAAGAGGAGGGAAACCACAGAGAACAAAUUACUGUGCAACUUCUCUCUGGCUCCGGGGUUUUUUUUUUCUCCCCCUCCUCUCUAUUUUCUUCUCCUCACUCCCUCUCCCUCUUUUUUAGUUAUCGUUUAAUUACUUUUUUCGGUGGCUUUUCCUCUCUCUUCUGCUCUGUUCACCUGGGAGCAGCGGACGCAAGUCACACACAAGCUCUCUAGAAGUUAGCAAAGAACAACAACAACAACAAAAUAGCUCUGUUAAGAAUAAGGGCGAGAGAGAGAGAGAGAGAGAGAGAGAGGAGGGGUGUGCGUGUGUGUGCCGAAGAGAGAGAAGGACAUUUCUGAGUGCUCUGCACACUCCUCCUCCUUGCAAAGUGAAGCAGCAAGUUUGCCCUGCACCUGUUUGAGCAGCUUGAAUCCAGAUCGCCAGCAAGCCCUGAAAGUGGUUUUCAAAGGAGAAAGUUUUUUUGCCUAAGGUGUUGCCGGGUGUGCUCCUUUUUUUUUUUUGUCUUUUCUCGUCCCUUCCUUCUUGGCUCUCUAUGUUUGAUAUUUUUAUGCUUGGUGCCGGUGGAAAAUAAAAAGCUACUUGAAUGUACAGCAUGAUGAUGGAAACGGACUUGCACUCCCCCGGCGGAGCCCAGGGCCCCACUAACCUAACGGGCCAGACCGGAGCGGGAGGCGGCGGAGGCGGCGGCGGCGGCGGUGGGAACAAAGCGAACCAAGACCGGGUCAAGAGACCCAUGAACGCCUUCAUGGUGUGGUCCCGGGGCCAGCGCCGGAAGAUGGCCCAGGAGAACCCCAAAAUGCACAACUCGGAGAUCAGCAAGCGCCUGGGGGCCGAGUGGAAAGUCAUGUCCGAGGCCGAGAAAAGACCCUUCAUCGACGAAGCGAAGCGGCUUCGGGCGCUGCACAUGAAGGAGCAUCCGGAUUAUAAAUACCGGCCCCGCAGGAAGACCAAGACCCUGCUCAAGAAGGACAAGUACUCGCUGGCCGGGGGGCUGCUCAGCGCCGGCUCGGCAGGGGGCGGCCCCGCCGGGGUCGGGGUGGGCAUGGGGGUCGGGGUGAGCCCCGCCGGCGUGGGCCAGCGGCUGGAGAGCCCCGGCGGCACGGCCAGCGGCGGGUACGCGCACAUGAACGGCUGGGCCAACGGCGCCUACCCGGGCUCGGUGGCGGCGGCGGCGGCGGCGGCCGCGAUGAUGCAGGAGGCGCAGCUCGCCUACGGGCAGCACCCGGGCAGCGGCGGGCACCCGCACCACCCGCACCCGCACCACCCGCACCCGCACAACCCGCAGCCCAUGCACCGCUACGACAUGAGCGCGCUGCAGUACAGCCCCAUCUCCAACUCGCAGGGCUACAUGAGCGCCUCGCCCUCGGGCUACGGGGCCAUCUCCUACGGCGCCCAGCCCCACCAGAACUCGGCCGCGGCGGCCGCGGCGGCCGCUGCCGCGGCGGCGGCUUCCUCCGGAGCUCUGGGCGCCUUGGGCUCGCUGGUCAAGUCGGAGCCCAGCGUGAGCCCGCCCGUCACCUCGCACUCACGGGCCCCGUGCCCCGGGGACCUGCGGGAGAUGAUCAGUAUGUACUUACCGGCCGGAGAAGGAGGGGACCCGGCUGCGGCUCAGAGCCGGCUUCACUCCCUGCCCCAGCAUUACCAGAGCGCCAGCACGGGGGUCAAUGGCACGGUCCCCUUGACACACAUCUGAGCCGGGAGGGACGGAGAGGGACAGAAACUUGCAUUG